AUGUCAGAAGCUGCACCAAUAAAAAGCACUGCAAUAACAAUUACAAUUCUUGGGAAUGGUCGUUCCGAGAUUUCUCCCUCUUUUAUAGUGACAAUGGAAAAAAGUCGUUUCCUCUUUAACAUCCCCGAAGGGGUUCAACGAGCUUGUAUGGAAUAUAAACUUAAGCUUCCACGCCUCUCUAAAAUCUUUUUGACAUCCGACGAUUACUCAACGUGGGGAGGGUUCCCUGGCGCAUUCAUGACUUAUUCCGAAACCGAGUUUCCAAGUGUUCCUCUCCACACUUCGUCCACCUUUGUUGAAACCUUAAAAAACACCAACUUCUUUCCGCCAUUUGACAAAUUUCAAAACAUUUUUUCAGAGUGGACGACAGAAAGCGCCACGUGGACGGAUGGCUAUUUUAAAGUCAACCCCGUCGUUUUGGAAACAAAAACGAAAAAGACGAUUUGUUACCACAUUGCCCUUCCAACGUUUUUAGGAAAAUUUGACGCAAAGAAAGCAGCAGAACUCAAAAUCCCGGGACCACUCCGCGGAAAACUCAUGAAAGGCGAAAACGUCAAACUUGAAAACGGGAAACUAGUGACGCAGAAUGACGUGUGCGGCGAAAACUAUUGCCCAGGUCAUUUAUUAGUUCUACACUUACCAACACUUUCACAUCUCGAGGCUUAUAUAGAAAAGAAGUUUGUCGGAAUGGUGUGUGCAAUAGUUAGUAUCGUGAGUGAAGAGGUGAAAGCAAAUGAACGCUUCAAGGCACUCAUUGAGGAGUAUAGUAAAAUUAAUAGUAAAAUUACUACAAUGUAUUUAUUAGAUCGGACAUAUACAAUAGACCCAAAAUCAGCAGUCUGCGAGACAACGUACAGAACACAACUUGCUCUUCACACGUCACUGGGAAAGAUCCUUCCCAUCAACGCCCCAGCACAGUUACGAGUUAAACCCGUUUCCGAUGAAACUAUAAGUAAUAGUAAAAGAACUAUAACUGAUACUAUAACCAAUUCACUUCAAAUUUUCACGAUAUACCCCAAACCGUCAGUCAUACCCAUCGCACGUGAGACAAAUUUUGUCGACAGUUGUGUGGAGAGUCUGAAUUAUCAGCCAGGUUCGGUGUUUCAAGUCAUGCUCUUGGGGACCGGGGGUGCUGUGCCGGGGAAAACUCGAAACGUCAGUUCGAGUAUUUUGAGAUUUGCAGAUAGAGUAGUUAUGAUUGAUUGUGGCGAAACGGCUGUGUAUCACGCAAUAGAAAGUGGAAUAGAUCCAACUAAGAUUGAUUUAUUGUUUUUAACUCACGGCCAUGGCGACCAUUUGUUCGGGAUUUUCAGUUUAUUGAAAAUGAAACAGGGAAAUUUACUCAUCAUUGGCCCACAAUCGAUGAAAACUGCAGUUGAAACAAUAUGUGACAAAGAACAAUUGGGGUGCAGAUUUGUUUUGAACAAAAUUUUUGCAGAAACGGAUAAAAAUGACGAGAAAAGUCAAGAAAUGCGGAACGAGAUUGAGAAAAUGAUGGGAGCGAGGAUUGUCAGCGGAAAGACAAAUCAUUUAAGCGAAAAUUAUGCAGUAAAAUUCGAGGUGGGAAACCAACAAAUUGUCUUCACGGGGGAUACGUCGCAGUGCGAAGCAAUCUCUCGAUUGUGCCAAGACGCCGACUACGUUGUUCAUGAGUGCAACUUUGAAGAUGGGAUGGAAGAAGAGGCUAUCAGGAGGUCACACUCAACACCUCAGAUGGUUUGUGAGAACUUGAAAAAUUGCAACAACAAAGUAGUGAUCCUCAAUCACAUUGGACAGAGGACAUCGAAGUUUGCAGAUAUAAUGAAAAAGGAAAUGCCGAUCAACGCUGUCUACUCAUUUGAUGGGAUGGUAUUUGACGACAAUUUCAAGAGCGUUUGGCAACAAUACAAAGAAAAGUUGUUGAGUUUCUUUGAACUCAAUGAAAUUGAUGAAAGCGAAUAA
Entamoeba invadens IP1 is the source of this 1941-nucleotide messenger RNA. RefSeq lists its product as hypothetical. The coding region runs from base 1 to 1941 and encodes 646 amino acids. Gene Ontology annotation, cellular component: mitochondrion. Gene Ontology annotation, biological process: mitochondrial tRNA 3'-end processing. Lineage: Eukaryota; Evosea; Mastigamoebida; Endamoebidae. Gene Ontology annotation, molecular function: 3'-tRNA processing endoribonuclease activity. The transcript is spliced from 2 exons. The record is from RefSeq and is a predicted model, not a curated record.